Paramecium primaurelia is the source of this 297-nucleotide messenger RNA. The record is from the annotation of a GenBank genome assembly. Lineage: Eukaryota; Ciliophora; Oligohymenophorea; Peniculida; Parameciidae.
AUGAAACUCAAAUAAAUCACAUCAAUGUUACUUCAAACAAAGGAGAUUGUAUCAUGCUUUAAGAGAUAUAAAAGAAUUUAGAUUUUUAGAAGGAAAAGACAAUUACAAAAUGAUUUUUUAUUAAUUUUGCGAUAGUCUCUCUAUUCCUUUUAAAAAUUCUAUUACAGCAACUUCGAACAAUUAAAUCUAAUCAUAAUCUUUAAAUUAUUAAGAUCAUAAACUUAAUCAAGAAGAAAGUCUUGUAUCAUAAAAAACACUUAAAGUUAAAAAGAUUACUUAAAUUAGAAAUUUUUAUGA